UGUUUCAUUUUUUCCAGUUUUUGAUUCAAUUCAGAGUGACGGAUUUUGAGAGACAUACAAUAAAAUUCCAUUAUUACAACGUAAUUUUCAUGUCGUGUUAGUUUAAUCGCUGAUUGAUUUCAUUACGAAUAUCGGAUUAAGCUAGCAUUUGCCUUUGUUUUUGUGAUUUUUUUGGUUGUUGUGAUGAAUUUUGUUAUUUAAUUAAAGCAUUUGGAAUGAUGCACGGCAAACUGUUUGAUGAAAAGCCUCAGAAACAAGUUGGGUCAUUCCCGUUCCUCUUUAACGUAUUUUAGUUGUUCUGCUACUGGAUUGUACUAACUGGUAACUUUACUUGUGCUUUUUGAGCUUCCCGGUGAUUACUGAUUAGUGUAAUUUUUGUUCGUUCUUCCAGUGCGCGCAGAUUAUUUCACGCUCUUAACUGAAUCAAUCCUUGCGUUUUCAGUUUCACCAUUUCGUGCAACAGGAUAUAAGUCAUCCAUAUGUCACAAACUGUAACCAUGUUCUUAUUCUUUUUUAAAGCACUUCAGUAGUGUUGACUAAAAAUUCAAUGUUAAGACGUAAGGGUGGAUAUUUGUGUAAUUAUUAAGAGUUAAGGGGUACUUUACAAUUUUGCAAAUAGAAAGGAGAUGAAUUUAAUUACUCUGAAACUAUCCUCCGAUACAGAACCAAUGGAAAAACCAUCAGAAACCGAAGAACCCUCUUCAACUCCGUUGCCAGAUCAUCAAAACUGGAUAGCAGCACAAGAUUUGCUGAGGGAGAAGCUGAUCAGAGAGGAUAGCUUCACAUGGAAAAUACCCGAAGACCGUUCGGAUUCGGAGGAAGGAUUAUUGAGAUACAUUGGCGGAGUUGAUAUAAGCUUCUCAAAAGAUGACCCAUCAAUGGCGUGUGGCACACUUGUGGUUUUGGACUUAAGAACUCUGCAAGUUGUUUAUGAAGACUUCUCUUUGGUCAAUAUUCGAGUUCCCUAUGUUCCUGGCUUCCUUGCAUUCAGAGAGGCCCCAAUUCUUUUAGAGAUUCUGGAGAAAAUGAAAAAGAGUGGUAGUUCUUUCUACCCACAGUUGUUAAUGGUUGAUGGAAACGGAAUACUACAUCCCCGAGGCAAGUGCUUUUGCUUUGGCCUGGCCUGUCAUCUAGGAGUUGAGGCCAAUCUCCCAACAGUUGGAAUUGGAAAGAAUUUGCAUCAUGUGGAUGGUCUUAAUCAAUCUAGGGUUAGAGAGCUUCUUGAAGCUGGAGAAAAUUCUUGUAAAGAUUUCAUUAAUUUGGUAGGUUGCUCAGGGCAUAUAUGGGGAGCGGCCAUGAGAUCUACACAAGGAUCUAUAAAGCCAAUAUUUAUAUCAAUUGGUCAUCGGAUUUCACUUCAAACUGCUCUUAGACUAGUUCAGAUGACUUGCAAGUAUCGUGUUCCCGAGCCAAUUAGACAGGAUUUGUGUCUAAUUAUCAAGACGUUUUGAGCCUUUCGCACCUUAAGGGCACCUUUAGCCUUUGACUACUACCUUGGGUUCAACUCAAAAUCUUGUAUUGCGAAGUAUUCUCUAGAUGAUCCAUGAGAUGUUGCUGCAUCUCAUUCUUAAUGUCCUUACAACAGAAAGUCAAAGCAUCAAAUGUUGUUAGCUAGGCUGAUGCAUUAUUUUCCAACGUUUUUGGUUAAUAAAUGUUUAUAUUAGAUUGGUUUGGAAAGGUUUUCUAUCAUUUAGUAAGGUUUUAUUUUUCAGAACCGCUCCAGUUACUCGCUUUGUUUCAAUUCUUUGGUAACUAAUGACAUUAAAAAAUGCAUCCACUUCUUUCAUCUGUAUUUUUACUGCAGGCCGAUAUAAGAUCCAGAGACUACAUUCGGAAGCUCAAAAUGAAUGCCAGAAUGAAGUAAUGUCACUGAUACAGUACAUUGUUAAUGACUUCAACACAUUUCUCAUUGUUUCUUGAACAUUGAUACUACAAUGAAUUAAAUAAGAGUACAGAACCUUGAGAUAUAAACUUUAUUGCUCUUGGCCUUGCUUUGGUUCCAAAUACAGAUUUCUCAUUGGUGAGACUUACUUGAGCUGGAAACAGAUGUUGCAAAAGUAUUGCAAAACAUGAUGGUUAUUACAAGAUGAUAGCAGAGGGCAACACUGUAUCGACCACUUGUAAACAACAAAGGUGAUGAGAUUAAUGUUUGAUUAAUCACAUGAUAUUGUUGUGAGUUGUGACACAACUGUAAUGAAAUUAUGAAAAUGGGACAUUGUUAUGAUCCUGAAAAAUUGGCCCAAGCUAAAAUGGGCAAGAGAAAUCUGAAGGGAAAGAUGGUAUGACCGUGAUUCCAUAGAUUCAAGUGUAGCUUGUACCUGAUUUUGAUCCAUAUCCCCAUGAAUUUUGUCUCAGUACUUACUUUAUAAUCACACUCCAUUAUUUCCCAGAUUUACAUACACACAUCUCAGACAACCCCAUACAUAUUAAACACUCUUACUUUAUAUCUUUGUUAUUUUCAAAAUUCAAUUGUAACCCUGAAAUUGGAGCAGAGACCUGUGUUGUCCUUGUUAAUUUCCUUUCCUUCAUUAGUGAAGUUCUUUUUCAUAA
Molecule: messenger RNA, 2550 nt
Organism: Arachis ipaensis
Lineage: Eukaryota; Viridiplantae; Streptophyta; Magnoliopsida; Fabales; Fabaceae
Source: RefSeq, a predicted model, not a curated record